This is a messenger RNA of Verruconis gallopava, 3136 nucleotides long. RefSeq lists its product as uncharacterized. The transcript is spliced from 5 exons. Lineage: Eukaryota; Fungi; Ascomycota; Dothideomycetes; Venturiales; Sympoventuriaceae. The coding region runs from base 423 to 2882 and encodes 819 amino acids. Gene Ontology annotation, molecular function: copper ion binding; oxidoreductase activity. The record is from RefSeq and is a predicted model, not a curated record.
CAGCGCCUGUCGUUGGAUGACGCGUCAGUGGCGUCGAAACAAGCGAACAACACCACCAGACCUGAACCAGAUAUGCUAGUCCAACGGUACAUCUGCACUUGGGCUGGGAUCACCUGGCCGCAUCUUUCUGUGGAUCUCCUGUUCGUGCAUACGCAGCUAUUUUCGUACUCUGUCUGACCAUUUCCUAUGAACGUCUCUGCAAAAUACAUACUUCUUUUCUCUUCAACUUCUUGGCAGGGACAACACUCAACAUGGCGCUUUCGGGUGGCUUCGAAUUAGUUGGGAGACGGUGGUUGAUGCUGAAUCGAAAUAAAUACUGAUCGUGACCAACCUUGCUGUAUGCUUCCAUUCUCAUUUCCUACCUCAGUCAUUCGUUAUUUCAUUUCUAAUACAGUCAUUCGUUGGCUGCCAUUGGUUAUAGUAUGGCAGCGAUCACUCGUUAUGCUUUUGCACUUUCCAGUCUCUCAUUUCUUUCAUCAGUUCGUGCUGUUCCAUUUCCGGGAAACGAUGAUACUUGCGUGAGGACAACGACAACGGUGUACACUACCGUCACCGUCGGCGAAGGCUGGGAACAGACGACGUCUGUCGCCAACGCCGCUGCGGCGAGCACUGCGACCACAAGUGCCGCGGAAGGCUCAUGGGCUGCCACGGACAGUGUAGAAGCCGUCACUCAACAGUACACACCUCCCUCGGACUUCACUUAUCCUGGCGUCACCUUUCCUACCUUUUCUCCGAGUUCUUUGAAUCCGAACGGCCCAUUUUACAACCCCAACGACUUUAUCCCGUAUUAUGUCGACUGGCCCGGAAAGCCAAGCAGCGGAGCAUCGACUCCUCCGCCGCUGCCGACCAAGGCUCCGAAACCAUCGGGCGGAUAUUCUGCUAGCGAGUACAAGUCCCCUGCUUGGCAACAGGUGGGGAAGGAUCUUACCCCCGGAUUGUCUCAAGAAGAAACGAACGGCGACUCCCAGUGGGGCCUGAUCGACUGCCCUCGACUGUCCUCGUACCUUGGAAGCGGCUACUCAGCCUCGUCCUCGAAGUCGGGCUCUGGAUCGUACUAUACUUCAGCUGUCUCCUCUUCGUACGUCUCUGGCGUACAUUACACCUCUGCGGCGUACUCAGCAUAUCCUACCUACAGCGCCUCGUCAAAUGGCACAAAGAGCACAACCUCGUUCAGCUUGGUCACGUCAAGCUCAUCAAGCUCUGCAUCGCCGUCUAGUUCGGCGCCAAGCUGCUCUGCAAACAAUACGGCAGCGUUCUGUGCUAGCAAGAUGCCGGACACGGGAGUCACGCGCACCUAUGAAUUUACAGUAGCCUAUGCCACGAUUGCGCCAGAUGGUGUCCAGAAGAAUGGCCUAGUCGUCAACAAUCAGUUCCCUGGCCCGCUCAUCGAGGCAAACUGGGGCGAUUGGAUUCAAGUCACUGUGACAAACGACCUCCCCGAAUAUUCUCAAGAGCAAGGUGAAGGAACCUCGUUGCACUGGCACGGGUUUCUGCAGCAGGAAACUCCAUAUUACGACGGUGUGCCUUCGGUGCAACAGUGUCCCAUUGCCCCUGGCAAGAGUGUGACAUACACCUACCGUGCGGACCACAUUGGGACCAGCUGGUAUCAUUCUCACUAUAGCUCUCAGUACGCUGGUGGCGCUCUUGGGCCAGUCGUCGUUCACGGUCCUCAGAUCCCGGGUGCUUGCUACGACGAGGAUCUAGGGCCUGUUUUCAUCAAUGAUUGGUACCACGCGGACUACUACUCUCUAGUUGAAACUACGAUGGCCGGUGGCCUACCACUUUCCGAUAACAUUUUGAUUAACGGAAAGAUGAACUACCCGUGUGACAAUACCACCGCUGUCUGCACUGCCAACGCGGGUAUAUCCAAGUUCCAAUUCACUCCUGGCAAGAAGUACCGCAUGCGUCUUAUCAACCCUUCGGCCGAGGCCAUUCUCAAGUUCCACAUCGAUGGCCACAAUCUGACAGUCAUUGCGAACGACUUCGUGCCGAUCGUCCCUUACACAACGAAUGUCGUGACCGUUGGCGUCGGACAGCGUUCGGACAUUAUUGUUGAGGCAACCGGUAGUGCCGGGGAUUCAUACUGGAUGCGUGCUACCGGCGGCAAUGCAUUGGCGGGAACUGGAUGUGCUCUCACGUCCGGUGUCGUCACCGAAGGCGUUGCUGCUGUCUACUACGACGGCGCAGACACCGAUUCGGAACCGACGUCCACGAGCGAUGCCACCAGCGACCAGCUUUUGAGGUGCCAAAAUGACGAUCUGAGCUUGACGCGAGCUUUGUGCCCGAUCGCGCUUGAUGAUGAUGCGGAUGUUUUCACCCAGACUAUCACUAUGGAGUUCGCAUCCAAUGGCACAAACUUUGUGUGGUUCAUGAAUAACUCGACAUUCCACGCGGACUACAACGUCAAUCUACUCGACCAGAUUAUCGGCGGCAACACAACAUUCGAGUCUGAUUGGAACGUGUAUACGUUUGAUUCGUCCAAGAGCUCUAUCCGCAUCAUCUUCGAGAACACAUUUGCGUUCCCGCAUCCCAUGCAUCUUCACGGUCACGAUUUCAACGUCCUCGCGGACGGAGUCGGGACAUGGGACGGCACUAUCGUCAACCCCUCGGAUACGCAGGCUCGAGAUGUCCAUUACCUGCCAGGGGCAACGAGCGAUGGCAACGGCUAUGCGGUGAUACAGUUCAAGAUGGAUAAUCCAGGUCUGUGGCCGUUGCACUGCCACAUCGCCUGGCACGUGAGCGCUGGGCUCUAUGUCAACAUUUUGGAAAGGCCCGAUGCGAUCACGUACCAGGUGCCUUCCGCCCUCGAACAAACAUGUGUCGACUGGGCGGCAUGGGAGGCAGCUGGCAACGUUCCCGACCAGAUCGAUUCGGGCCUGUAACGUAGCAAGUGUUCUCUCAUCACCUGGCACAGCCGAAGUUCAAAAUCGCAUGCAAUCUAAGCUUGGGCGCAUCGAAGAGAGGGCUUUCACAUGGGUAUAUGAUACCAAUUACUGGGAUUGGGAUUGGGAUAACGGUCGGAAGAAUAGCGGACAAACCAGGAUAAUAUUGUAAUGUGUGUAAUCCACUCGCCGGUGAGACACUCACGGGCCUCUUUUUGCCUUCUUGGUCUACCUCAAACCUUUUUAAGAAAUCG